This is a messenger RNA of Manihot esculenta (cassava), 1783 nucleotides long. RefSeq names its product inositol-tetrakisphosphate 1-kinase 3. Bases 379 to 1404 code for a protein of 341 amino acids. Gene Ontology annotation, cellular component: cytoplasm. Gene Ontology annotation, molecular function: magnesium ion binding; inositol-3,4,5,6-tetrakisphosphate 1-kinase activity; ATP binding. NCBI's taxonomy places the organism in Eukaryota, Viridiplantae, Streptophyta, Magnoliopsida, Malpighiales, Euphorbiaceae. The transcript has 11 exons. The record is from RefSeq and is a predicted model, not a curated record. Gene Ontology annotation, biological process: inositol trisphosphate metabolic process.
AAACGUAUAUAUAAAAAUCCUUCAUCAGCUCAACUCUGCCAUUCUCCAAAUCAAAAUCUUCUGUCUUAGCUCUUUUCUCUCUCGUUUCUCUCUGCAAAUUGAAUUCCAUUUUCGUUAUAAAUCCGAUCAAACAAGGCAUAAUCCAGACCUAAUCUCUCUCCCUCACUCUCUCCAAAGUGAAAACCAGAAGAAAGAGAAAGGAAAAUAAUAGUUGGGAAGGGAACUUUUGAAUUAUAUUUUCCCUUUUUCAUUUCAUGUUCUUGUAAUUAAUCAAAACAAGUAAUUUCCAGCGAAAGAUUGAGUCUUUCAAACCGUUUAUAAAUAAAAUUUUGAAUUGGUGAUUUGGGUUGUUCUAGGGUUUUCUGGGAUUUUUGGGCUAUGAGGAUAAACGGAGAAAUUUCUCCCCAAGAAGAUGAAGAGAUAGGGGAGGUGAAAACGACGCCGUUGUCCGUUCAACAGCUGCAGAAACUGGUGGUUGUUGGAUACGCCUUGACGUCAAAGAAGAGAAAGAGUUUCUUGCAGCCUAAGCUUGAAGUAUUGGCCAGGAACAAAGGGAUACUGUUCGUAGCUAUUGAUCUAAAUAGACCAUUGUCAGAUCAAGGUCCUUUUGAUGUUAUCUUACAUAAGUUGUCAGGAAAAGGCUGGUGUGAUGCUAUUGAGGAUUACCAGCAAAAACAUCCUGAAGUAGUUGUACUUGAUCCUCCGGAUGCAAUAGAAAAUCUACACAAUCGCCAGUCCAUGCUUCAGGAUGUAGCGGACCUUGACUUGUCUGACUGCCAAGGCAAGGUUUGUGUUCCAAGGCAAACGGUUGUUAACAAAGAUCCAUUGUCCAUUCCCCAUGAAGUUAUGAAAGCUGGAUUAAAGUUGCCACUGGUUGCAAAACCGCUGGUAGUGGAUGGAACUGCUAAGUCGCAUGAAUUGUUUCUCGCAUAUGACGAAUUCUCUCUGUCUGAACUUGAACCUCCCUUGGUUCUACAAGAGUUCGUUAAUCAUGGUGGUGUUCUCUUUAAGAUUUAUAUUGUUGGUGAAGCUAUAAAGGUAGUUCGGCGUUUCUCUCUACCUAAUAUCAGUAAGCGUGAGCUAGCAAAAGUUGCAGGUGUGUUCCGUUUUCCGAGAGUUUCAUCUGCUGCUGCUUCUGCAGAUGAUGCAGAUUUGGACCCUUCUGUUGGUGAGCUUCCUCCGCGUUCUUUGUUGGAGAGGCUAGCAAGGGAGCUUCGUCUUCGACUGGGCCUUCAAUUGUUCAACAUAGAUAUGAUUCGUGAGCAUGGGACUAAAGAUGUCUUCUACGUGAUUGACAUCAACUACUUUCCUGGUUAUGGGAAAAUUCCGGAUUACGAGCAUACUUUUACCGAUUUCCUGGUGGGCCUGGUGCAGAGCAAAUAUAGAAAGAGACCCACUACUUGAAAUAUGCAUACCCUUGUAUAUGAAUGUUCCUUGCAGGUCUCUUGGAAAAUUGAAGACAAUUUAAACUUAACUCCCUGUAAUUACUGAAUGGCAAAACUGAGCAAAUCCCAGGAGUCCCAUGUAUCCAGAAGAACUUCCAUUUGAGACAAAUCAGAACUUUACCUUGUAUGAGUUACUCAACUCGAUCGUCAUCUCUGUUGGAACUUGAGAUCUAUCACAUUAUUCAAUAAUUGAUCAUUGAUCAAGUAGAAUUAUAGUUAACCGUGUCAAUUGUCAGCCUUAAUUCUUUUGUUCUUUUUUUUUACUUCCCUAUCUCAAGUUAACAUGAUUUGUCUUGAUUUUUAAUUAUUGAGAGAACAUUUAUAUGGAUUUUUAUUUA